Messenger RNA from Populus nigra (black poplar), 1776 nucleotides. Its product is annotated as trimethyltridecatetraene synthase-like. Lineage: Eukaryota; Viridiplantae; Streptophyta; Magnoliopsida; Malpighiales; Salicaceae. The transcript has 2 exons. The coding region runs from base 72 to 1607 and encodes 511 amino acids. Gene Ontology annotation, molecular function: heme binding; monooxygenase activity; oxidoreductase activity, acting on paired donors, with incorporation or reduction of molecular oxygen. The record is from RefSeq and is a predicted model, not a curated record.
AACCCCCUGCUACUAGUAUCACCGCCAAAUCUUCCUUUACAUCCACCACAAGCAAGCCCCAAACAAGCAAAAUGGAGACUUGGGUGUCCUAUGCCUUUGCAUGGCUCGCCACUGUAUCCCUUAUCCUUCUAGCCAGCCGUCUCCGCCGCCGCAAACUCAACCUUCCACCUGGCCCAAAACCCUGGCCCAUAAUUGGAAACCUCAAUCUCAUAGGCGAACUCCCGCACCGUUCCCUCCAUGCCCUCUCCCAAAAAUAUGGCCCCAUUAUGCAAGUCCAGUUUGGAUCAUUCCCAGUUGUUGUUGGCUCUUCCGUUGAAAUGGCAAAAACCAUCCUCAAAACCCAUGAUGUUAUCUUCUCUGGCCGCCCCAAAACAGCUGCAGGCAAAUACACCACCUAUAAUUACUCAGAUAUUACAUGGUCUCCGUAUGGACCUUAUUGGCGUCAAGCGCGUAAAAUGUGCUUAAUGGAACUUUUUAGUGCUAAGCGCCUUGAGUCAUACGAGUACAUUCGUGUAGAGGAGUUGAAAGCACUCCUUAAAACUCUUCACAAAUCAAGUGGCAGGCCUAUUAAUCUAAAAGAUCACCUUACAGAUGUGAGUCUUAAUGUAAUUAGCCGCAUGGUGUUAGGAAAAAAGUACACUGUUAAGAGUUCUGAAAAUGAGAAGGAGAUAGUGACACCAGAGGAGUUCAAGGAAAUGCUUGAUGAGUUGUUCUUGCUUAAUGGGGUGUUGGAUAUCGGGGACUCAAUCCCUUGGAUUGCUUUCUUGGAUUUGCAAGGGUACAUUAAGAGAAUGAAGGUUUUGUCCAAGAAGUUUGACAAGUUUAUGGAGCAUGUGUUGGAUGAGCACGAAAGUAGGAGAAAGACAGAAGACACGAAUUGGGAGCCCAAGGAUAUGGUCGACAUCCUUUUGCAGCUUGCUUCUGAUCCUAAUCUUGAGGUCAAGCUUGAAAGACAUGGUGUCAAGGCAUUUUCACAGGACUUGAUUGCUGGUGGAACUGAGAGCUCUGCUGUGACCGUGGAAUGGGCAAUCUCAGAAAUCUUGAGAAAGCCAGAGGUUUUUGAGAAAGCAUCCGAAGAGCUAGAUAGGGUAAUUGGAAGAGAAAGAUGGGUGGAAGAGAAAGACAUGGUUAAUUUGCCAUAUAUAUAUGCCAUUGCCAAGGAGGUUAUGCGUUUGCACCCUGUGGCACCAAUGUUAGUCCCUAGAGAAGCACGAGAGGAUAUCAACGUUAAUGGUUACGACAUUAAAAAAGGCUCUCGUGUCCUUGUUAAUGUAUGGACCAUAGGAAGAGAUCCCAAGGUCUGGGACAAGCCUGAUGAAUUUUGCCCUGAGAGAUUCAUUGGUAAUUCUAUUGAUGUUAGAGGUCACGAUUAUGAGCUACUGCCAUUUGGAGCUGGAAGGAGGAUGUGUCCUGGAUAUCCUUUAGGACUAAAGGUGAUUCAAGCAACUUUGUCAAAUCUUCUUCAUGGAUUUAAGUGGAGAUUACCUGAUGGCGUGAGGAAGGAGGAGUUGAGCAUGGAGGAAAUCUUUGGGCUCUCCACACCGAAGAAAUACCCCCUUGUUGCAGUCGCCGAGCCUCGUCUUCCAGCUCAUGUUUACCCCAAGUAACUUGUUUCUAGGAUAUCCACUUCAAAUAAUUGAUGCUGGGGUUUCAAUAAUUUCUUUUUGUAAUGCUGUGAUCAUAGUACUGUGCUAGCUUUGGUGGCACUUUUAUGGUGAAAGGUGUAUUUCCGUUGCUUAUAAUAUUAAUACACAAUACUUUAAUUUCCUCCUCUUA